Molecule: messenger RNA, 3850 nt
Organism: Labeo rohita (rohu)
Lineage: Eukaryota; Metazoa; Chordata; Actinopteri; Cypriniformes; Cyprinidae
Gene: zyx
Product: zyxin
Exons: 10
Coding region: 261-2090 (609 amino acids)
Biological process (GO): transforming growth factor beta receptor signaling pathway; integrin-mediated signaling pathway
Source: RefSeq, a predicted model, not a curated record
GAGUCGGUACAUUAGGAAAAAAGUUCAUGUGGGCAGAUCAGAUUCGCUGAUGAUCAUCCCCACGAGAGCUGCUUAGAAAUAACAGAAUAAUGACUAACGCCAACACCGCGCCAUAAAGAGAUAAAAAUAAGGCAAGAUACGCGUAAAGGCCGGAUAUUUAUUCUUAAAAACGGUAGGGAUUAGACGCGGUGUCUGCAUUAGAUAGACCAGUACUGUUUUUGGCAUAACUGCACCUUUCCAGAGGAAAACGAACAAUCAAGAUGGCUGACUCUAGCACCGGGAAGCCUAUUGUGGUGACGUCCUCCGUCUCCCUCAAAGUUACCGCUCCUUCUUUCUACAACCAACCUAAGAAGUUUGCAUCUGUCGCUCCUCCACGCCCAAAAGCACAGAUGGCCCCAUCACAGCCCAUGCCAUUUGUAAGCACCGGCGUAAUUGGACGAGUUGGAGAGAUGCCCCCACCCCCUUCAUCUCUUUGUGAGGACUUCCCGCCCCCACCUCCUCCUCCACUGGACGAUGCAGAGCUUCCAGCCCCUCCUCCAGAAUGCCAUAUCACACCCCCUGCAUCCGAUGCCCCUCCUCCUGCAUUCCCAGCCCCGCCCCCAGUCGCAGAAGACCUGAACCUCCCUGCACCUCCUGAGGAAUUAACCUCUGUACCUUCUGCCUCCUUCCCCCCACCCCCACCACCACCUCCUCCUCCCCCUGAGACCGGUGCAGGUGUCAACUCUCAGAGGCUGGUUGAGAAACAGACCAGUUUUGACAGGCAGUUGGGCUCUUUGACUGAUAUGUUAUCAGAAAUGGAGACAAGUGGACCUUUUAACCCAAAGUUGCCUAGCCAGUUUUCAUCAGCACCAGCGCCAAAGCCGGUGGCAGCACCACCACCGACCGCUCCUAAGCCUGCCCUUUCCUUUCUGCCCCCUCCUGAGCUGCAGGAUCGUCCUCCCCCUGCCCCUUGGGCUGAGGAGCUACGUGCCCGAACACGACCGGCCAAUCAGAACGCAACAUCUGCCCCCGUACCUGUACAGUCAUUUUCUAAAGGCCCAGCUAUUGCUCCAAAAACCAACUUCCCACCCAGUCAACUGAAUUCAAAUUUUGGUUCCAAAACAGUUAGUCCCGCACCUUCCGGAGGCGCAAGAGCGUUUAACCACGCUGUUAAAACCCCUGUCCAAAGCUCUUUCCCACCACCUCCACCUGCUGCCCCUCCUGCCCCUGUUCCUCCACCAGUGAAUAUUCCUGCCCCUGCACCUACAUUCAAUCACUCCGAAACAUCUCCCAUUGGUAGUCAGCAACGCUUUGCUCCGCCUUCUCCUGCAGCACCUAAGACGUCACCCGUCUCAUCGCUCAAAAGACCAGCAGGAAACACUGCUUCACCAAAGGUGUCAGGUUCAGGUUCAGGUCCUGGUGGAGCUCCUCUCACUAUGAGGGAAGUAGAAGAGCUGGAGAAGAUGACUAAAGACUUUAUUAAAGACAUGGACAAGCAUCCUCCUGUCAUCACCUCUCCGCCUACAGAGGUGUGCGGUAAAUGUGGAGAGGCUCUGUCUAGAUCUCAGCCAGCAGUAAGAGCGAUGGAUAAGCUCUUCCACUCCCAUUGUUUCUGCUGCAUGUCCUGUCGGCGCCCCCUACAGGGCAUGCAGUUCUACGACCGUGACGGAACGCCUCAGUGUGAGGACUGCUACAUGAAUUCUCUGUCUGUGUGUUCCCGCUGCGGGGAGAAGAUCACGGAUCGUGUCCUGAAGGCGGUGGGCCAGUGUUUCCAUGCCGGCUGUUUCCUCUGCACUACCUGCGGCUGCACCCUGGAGGGCGCUCCAUUCAUCACCGAUGACAACAACAACCCCUACUGUGUGAAAGAUUACCAUCGCCGUUUCUCUCCACUUUGCGUAAGCUGCAAUGAGCCGAUUGUUCCCGACCCUGGAAGUGAAGAGACAGUCAGGGUUGUUGCCUUAGAGAAGAACUUUCACCUGAAGUGCUACCGCUGUGAGGAUUGUGGCCGUCCCCUUUCCAUAGAGGCAGACGCUGAUGGCUGCUAUCCACUGGAUGGCAAAAUUCUGUGCAUGAAGUGCCAUACCCAACGUGCCAAGCAGGCCAAACAUUGAUCGGUGGAACUUAAACCAAACCUAAACCAAAUGUAAAACACACAGUUGGCUCAGCGUUGAAAAUGUAUUUGCCGUAUGUGUUCAUGAGUGUUGUACUUCUCCGUUUCAUUUUCUCAUUUUCCUCAUGUUUCACCUUUUCUCGACAAAGCUCUGCUGCUUUUUCAGAAUGGCCUUAUUCAAAGCUCGGCCAAUAGCUUGCCCUCUUCGCCCUGGCUUUUUUUCUGAUAGGGCUUGAUGUGUGUGAGCAUGUUAGUGCCUCCAUGUUGAAUGUUACAUACGACACAGUUUUUACCCCUAGAUUGAUACGAGACGUGAUUUUUAGGACUGUUUCUUUGGCUUGAAUUUUUACUGUAGUGGCUGACUUGGUGCAGAGGUAAUGUACUGCACUGCCGUCUCUGUUCAGCGAGCUGUACGACUCCCAGCAUGCCUUUAAAAAACUCCGAACAUCCAUAAAUUGUAACAUAGCUGACUGAGGCGAGACUUAUAAAGUCUGUAUAUCCACAGCCGUCCAUGCACUUUCAAUAAGGCUUUCCGAAACAUACCUUGUAGUUGAUGAGAAGGGCUCUGAGUGAAAUAGUCAAUAAGCAAAAACAAAGACGGGGAAAGGCACAACGUGAUUUGUGUAUUUGUAUGACAUGCAUGCUUCAUUUAUAGAAUACUCUGUUUACCUGUACAAGAACAAAUAUUUUAAAAAGCACAUUUGUUUUGUCCUAAAACGUACUGAACAAAAUAUGUGAUGAUACAGUUGAGUAUGUUUGCAUUGAUUAUCGUAGCAAGUAUCAGUUCAGUCAGUUUUCAUUCCACAUAUUGUCAUUAAGGUAUUUAGCGAUUGCACAACUGUAGGUCGAUAUGACAAUUUAAAAAGUAUUUCCAAAGAAAUCAGUCACUGAGCCUAGUUGUUAUAAGUCUAUGAUAACAUAGCUAAAGCUUUUUAGUAACAUCUGGAUUAUGGGUCAUAUUAUCUACACAGAAACUUCAGAAUAUUUAACUAGAGGCUUUUGGUUAUAUAAAGCAGAGUUCAUUCAACAUCACAAAACUGUACAGUUCAUUUUUAUCAUUUAAAAACAACAGUGUUACUGUAGACAAACUAACAUGAUUUAGAACAAAUUGAACUGAAGUAUUUAAUUUUUAACAGUCAACCAUUCCCUGUGAGAGUUUUCCAACAUUGCCAUUUUAGCUUUUUUUUUUUUUUUGUUUCGUGUUUUGUUUUUGAUAGCAACUACUGUCUCACUAACACCACUUAUUUUGGCUGUAAAGUAGCGCUGAUAUUAUUUUGAGAAUUACAUCUGCUUUUACAUACAGUAGCUCUGAAACUUGUUUUAUUUGUCUAUGCACCUCAAUGUAUGUUUCCCUUCCUGGCAUUGUGAAUUGGCCAAGAAAUUGAUGUAAUCGCAUAAAAAGAUGGCUUCCAUCAUAAAAGUGUUACAUGACCAAAACCAACACAUUAUGCAUGAUUUGCUGUUAUUACAGUGUUUUUAUACAUCAUGUUUCACGGUUGCCUCAUUUUCAUGCUGGUUUCACAAUACUGCUGAAUUCAGUAAGCCGUUAUUCACCAUUUGAACAGUUUAGCCUCCAUGUAUUUACCAUUUAGCUGUACUUUGUCUUUUUUUUGUAAACUGAACAUCUAAAUUUCUCUCUUAAUAUGUGAAUGUGUGUAUGUUUACGGUCGAAAGCCAAUGCCAACGUGUUAUUUUUGCUAUCAUUGUUUUCCUUCCACAUUUGUACUGUAUUCUGAACUAAUAAAAGCAUAAAAUUGACAA